UUCAUCCUUUUCAGUGCUCACUCUCGCUCGUCCGUGUGUGUGUGUGCGCGUGCGUGCGCGGAUCGCCGAGCGCCGUUUCAUUCUCUGCUGCCAGGAGACACGCAUCUCUUUACUCGCCGGUAGACGGUCAGUCUGCUCUAAAACAUUCCCCGUCAGAGCUCCAGUCUACCUGCUUUCAUCUCAACAAACGUUGCCGGUUUUUCUCGAUCCACAGUGCUUACCGGCAUAAACCGGGAGGAGACGCGAGUACCGACUGGGCGUUGCUGGAGGAAAAGCGCUAUAGAUUUGGUAAACCACAGCCAUCUGAUAGCUGUAGACUUCAACUAGUGGACUGAGUCCUAGGUUCCUGAUUUCUCUUUUGUUGAGACGGACCUCCAGGACUAGGACAAGAUGAAACCAGAUGGUGUUGACACAGCAACAAUGGAAGCAUUAAACACAGGUCCUGCGGUCGAAGUGGUGCCAGGGGGCGAAGCUCAGGACCAGACUUUGCCUGCAGCGCAAACAGAAGGUGAACCACAGCAAAAAGAAGCAACCAACAAGUCUGGGGAUCCCAAAGCCAAGACAAAGGCUCCUGCCAAAACAAAGACACCCACCUCUGGAACCAAGACAUCUACAACAGGCUCCCGUCCCACCACUGGCCAAAGCCAUCUGAUAAAUGGGGCACAGAAGUCACAAGCUAAUGGCGUCCCCAAAAAGACCACCACAGCAGGCCUGGAGAAGAAAACCUCAACCACUGCUGCCACUAAAAAACCAGUCAGCUCUACUUCUGCACCCACAACCAAGACCCCAAACAAGGUGACUGAGAAAAAGCCUGUGGGGACGGCAAGACCUGCCAGUGCUCCAGCCAGUGGUGUGAAGACGACAGGGGCAGCACAGCCCAUAAAGAAAGCCCCUGCUCCACCAGCUAAUGGUCUGAAGUCUAAACCAAAAACUACAGCUCCAGCUCCAGCUGCAAGACCCGCUACUGCAUCCACCACUAAGACCAGCAUCACUGGCUCUCCUGUCGCCAAAACAACCAGGUCUGUUGGCUCAGCUCCUGCUGCCCCGAAGUCUGGGACACCGACAACUGCCAGCAAGACAUCUACAACCGUAUCCAGGCCAACUACUGGUACACCCAAGACACCAUCUACCACUGCUAAACCCUCACCUGCUAAAACCACAGCUCCCCCUGCUGGCCGCACUCCCCCUCCUAAGACCACAACACCUAUCAAGAAAGAUGUCAGUAAGCAGUCAUCUGCUCCAGCAGCCAAGAAGACCACUUCUUCUCCGCUUACCCGGCCAGCACCAACUAAGACCACCAAACCUGACACCCCUAAGUCAGCCUCCACUGCCAAGGCAGAAUCAGCCUCCAAAAAACCCACCACCUCCAGUAAGGUGGCAGAUGUUAAGACUAGUAAACCCAAGGAGAGCAAAGCAAUGCCUUCCAAGGAGGUCAACGCAAGCCCCAAGACCACAGGCAGCAAGCCAAGCACUAAAACAAGCAGCCCAAAGAAGUCAGUUGGCAGUAGCACUCCAAAGCCAUUGAAGGGUGGCCCAAAAGCCUCCCAGCCUGCAGACACAGCAGCCAUGGAGGGUGAGAAAAAGGACAUGGUACCCGCUAUGGUUUCAGCCACUACUGCAGCUGGUGCUGUUGUUUCUAUGGUGACCUCUGAGGCAGCACCUGAAGACUUAGACACAUCUUUUGUUCCUGUUGCCACUGAAGAGGCACCUGAGGACUUGUUUACCCAGGUCAAUCCUGCUGCCUCUGAGGUGAAAUUAGAAGACUCAUUUACAACUCCAAUUCCUGCUUCCUCUGAGGACUCUAAAGAGGAUUCAAAAGAAAUGGCCAAAGCUGUCAUUGCCCCUAGCACUACGAAAGCACCUGAAGACAAAGUUACACCUGUCAUGCUUCAUGUCUCUGAGGGAUCACCUGAAGACUCUGUUACACAUUUCAAUCCUGAAGAAACAUCUGAAGACAGAACUGUGUCUGCCAUUCCACCUACCUCUGUUGAGGUACGAGAGGAAACUGUUUCACCUGUCACUCCUUCUGAAGAAAUACCUGAGGAUGUAACUACAUCUGUCAUUGCUCCUAUCUCUUAUGAGGCACGAGAAGAAACGGUUUCACCUUCCAUUCCUUCUGAAGAAACACCUGAGGAUGUAACUACAUCUGUCAUUGCUCCUACGUCUUAUGAGGCACGAGAAGAAACUGUUUCACCUCCCAUUCCUUCUGAAGAAACACCUGAGGAUGUAACUACAUCUGUCAUUCCUCCUACCUCUUAUGAGGCACGAGAAAAAACGGUUUCACCUUCCAUUCCUUCUGAAGAAACACAUGAGGAUGUAACUACAUCUGUCAUUCCUCCUACCUCUUGUGAGGCACGAGAAGAAACAGUUUCACCUUCCAUUCCUUCUGAAGAAACACCUGAGGAUGUAACUACAUCUGUCAUUCCUCCUACCUCUUGUGAGGCACGAGAAGAAACUGCUUCACCUCCCAUUCCUUCUGAAGAAACACCUGAGGAUGUAACUACAUCUGUUAUGUUUCCUAACUCUUAUGAGGCCCGAGAAGAAACUGUUUCACCUGUCAUUCCUUCUGAAGAAACACCUGAGGAUGUAACUACAUCCAUCAUUCCUCCUACCUCUUAUGAGGCACGAGAAGAAACGGUUUCACCUUCCAUUCCUUCUGAAGAAACACCUGAGGAUGUAACUACAUCUGUCAUUCCUCCUACCUCUUGUGAGGCACGAGAAGAAACUGCUUCAUCUCCCAUUCCUUCUGAAGAAACACCUGAGGAUGUAACUACAUCUGUUAUGUUUCCUAACUCUUAUGAGGCACGAGAAGAAACUGUUUCACCUGUCAUUCCUUCUGAAGAAACACCUGAGGAUGUAACUACAUCCAUCAUUCCCCCUACCUCUUAUGAGGCACGAGAAGAAACUGUUUCACCUGCCAUUCCUUCUGAAGAAACACCUGAGGAUGUAACUACAUCUGUCAUUCCUCAUACCUCUUAUGAGGCACGAGAAGAAACUGCUUCACCUCCCAUUCCUUCUGAAGAAACACCUGAGGAUGUAACUACAUCCAUCAUUCCCCCUACCUCUUAUGAGGCACCUGUAGAAACAACUUCACCUGUCAUUCCUCCAGCCUUUGAAGACGAACCCGAAGACACAUUUACACCUGUUAUUUCUCCUACUUCUGAUGAGGCAGAGCUUGUCUAUCCCCAGGAUGUCCCGCAGAGCAUGGACACUUAUAAAGAUGACAAUGUAAUGUCUCAGCUGGAUGCUGAAGUAGACUUGGUCAGUCUGGAGGUGCCAGUGCCUGCUGUGUCUCCCCUGGGCACAACAGUACUGUCCCCACCAUCCUCUCCCACCAGCUCACCAUCCAUGCCAGUUGAGCUCCCAAGUUCAGUUCCCUUCCGGAGCAUGGAGGGUCUAUCUGAGCCAUGGGCACAGAGCUCUACACUGUACUCCAGCUCUGUAACCAUAGAGAACCAGGAGCAGGAUAUGGAAAGAGAGCCUAAUGAAGAAAGUGAACAGGAUGAUGAAAAAGAUCAGGAUGAUAUACAGAUGCCCUCUGCUGCAGAGAAUGUGAUAGAAGACUUUAAUCUGAUGGGCUCCACUAGUGGGGAUCACAUCAGAAAUGCAGCUCCUGUCUCCCCCUUGAAAAGAACAAGAAAGAGGCAGUGGAGAAAGCUGAAGAAGAAAUUAAUGAAGACAAUGAUGAGAGGAGGAGGAGGAAGAGAAAGAGGAGGAAGUAGAAGCAUUAAAAAGAUUGGCAUAAAGGAACCUGUGCCCAAACAGAGAAAGAAGUUUACUCUAAAAAGGGGUGGAAGAUUUUGCCAGCUCUGA
Molecule: messenger RNA, 3813 nt
Organism: Carassius auratus (goldfish)
Lineage: Eukaryota; Metazoa; Chordata; Actinopteri; Cypriniformes; Cyprinidae
Product: mucin-5AC-like
Exons: 5
Coding region: 391-3813 (1140 amino acids)
Source: RefSeq, a predicted model, not a curated record